Molecule: messenger RNA, 1407 nt
Organism: Aspergillus fijiensis CBS 313.89
Lineage: Eukaryota; Fungi; Ascomycota; Eurotiomycetes; Eurotiales; Aspergillaceae
Product: Ran GTPase-binding protein YRB1
Exons: 10
Coding region: 1-1407 (468 amino acids)
Biological process (GO): nucleocytoplasmic transport; regulation of DNA-templated transcription
Cellular component (GO): cytoplasm; nuclear pore
Molecular function (GO): GTPase activator activity
Source: RefSeq, a predicted model, not a curated record
AUGUCUGACGUCGCUGAGACCAAGCCCGACCCCACCACCAGCGCUCCUGAGGCCGCUGAGAAGCCCGAGACCACCACCACCGAGGCCGUGGCUGAGGAGGCCAAGGCUGCUGCUGAGUCUGCCGCUGAGACCGUCAAGGAGACUGCCACCAAGACCACCGACAGCGUUUUCUCCAUGUUCGGCGGAGGUCCCAAGAAGGAGAAGGUCGAGGCUGAGGAUGACAAGGACGAGCCUUCUGGCUCUUCCAAGGCCCAGAAGGCUGAGGAGGAGGACGAAGCCCCCGAGUCCCCCGAUGUCCACUUCGAGCCUGUCAUCCGCCUGACGGAGAAGGUCGAGACCAAGACCAACGAGGAGCUGGAGGAGCAGACUUUCAAGAUGCGUGCUAAGCUGUUCCGCUUCGACCGUGAGAGCAAGGAGUGGAAGGAGCGUGGCACUGGUGACGUGAGACUGCUCAAGCACAAGGAGAACCAGAAGACCCGCCUUGUGAUGCGCCGCGACAAGACCCUCAAGGUCUGCGCUAACCACUACAUUGUUCCCGACAUGACGCUUAGCGCCAACGUUGGCAGUGACCGCAGCUGGGUCUGGAACGCUGCCGCCGAUGUCAGUGAGGGCGAGCCUGAGGCUUGCACCCUGGCCAUCCGUUUUGCCAACAGCGAGAACGCCAACCUGUUCAAGGAGGCUUUCGAGACGGCACAGAAGGAGAACGAGAAGCUCCUCAGCCAGCAAAAUGUCCGUCUGGUGACGGAGCAACAUAUCCUAAACAAAGACUCCGGCGUCGAGGGAUUCCCUCUACGGUCAUGGUCAAUUGAAAUCUACCUGGUCAACGACCACGGCGAGCAGGUCCCCGCAAACGUCUUCGACAAGGUGACGUACACACUGCACCCGAGUUUCGGCCCGCGGGCUGUUCAGACUUUUAAGAAUCCUCCGUUCAGAAUCUCCGAGGAAGGAUGGGGUGAAUUCGACAUGCAGAUCGGCCUGACUGCCGCCGACAAGGAGCAUUUCGUCACCCAUGACCUCAACUUCGCGCAGGCGCGCUACGAAUCCAAGCACGUUAUUACCUUCAAGAACCCCAAGCCUGCGCUGCUAGCGCUACUGCGUGAAUCCGGCCCCGUUCCUGGCGACGAGAACGGAGUCAAGUCGAAACGCGCCGCGGGAGGCGAGGAGGGGUCGAAGAAGAAAAAGAAGACGGAGAAGAAUGUCGACAUGGACAAGCUGGCCGAUGGCCUCCAGCGUCUUGGCGAAGACGAUCUUCUCCAAGUGGUGCAGAUGGUCCAUGACAACAAGGCUCCAGACUCAUAUACCAAGAACGAUGUUGAGCAGGGUGAAUUCCACGUUGAUCUCUAUACCUUACCCGACAACCUAAUCAAGAUGCUCUGGGAUUUCACGCAGGAAAAAGGUGCUUUGUGA